This is a messenger RNA of Staurois parvus, 300 nucleotides long. NCBI's taxonomy places the organism in Eukaryota, Metazoa, Chordata, Amphibia, Anura, Ranidae. The record is from the annotation of a GenBank genome assembly.
GGUGUACAAAAUGACAUUCUCCAGAAAGUGGACCUUAAUUUAAUCAAUGAAGAUGUCUGCAGUGAGCUGUACAAUUAUCGGAUUACUCCAAGAAUGUUUUGUGCUGGAGAUACUGUUGGGACUAAAGAUUCAUGUGAAGGUGACUCUGGAGGUCCACUUGUUUGCCAAGAACCUAAAGGACGAUGGUUUAUAGCAGGAGUGGUGAGCUGGGGGUUUGGUUGCUCAAGACCAAGACGUUUUGGAAUAUAUACUAGAAUAACUAGACUUGUUGGAUGGAUUCAUAAUGUCACUGCCCAAUAA